CGCCGCGAGUAUACGCGUGUCGUUCGUACCGACGACACGCACUGACGCGAUCGCGAACUUCUAAUCCCUUUUUGUUUAUUUUUCGCGCGCGUCCUUCUUGUGUUUCCGAGGCAGCGAGACGGAGAAAAAAAGGAGGCGCGGAUGGAUCGAGCGACCAGAGAAGAUUCGUGGCGGGCGCACGGAUAGCAGGACCGGGUCCGUCGCCCACGCGCCGAUCUACACAACGGACCGCAACGCACCACGCCGCAUCGCACAAGCAGACAACUCAACCAAAACACACGAAUUCCUCAAACCAAAGCCUCCAGUCAUAUCUUUCGUUUCAAAAAUUAUAUAAGCACUAUUUUUUAAAACCUUUUAAACGUUAAAAUUAAAGAAGAAACUCAAAGUAUACGCUAACUCCCAAACAGUACAAAUUAAUUUAAGUCUGAAUUAUUCGGUAUUUACAAUAAAAGAAGCCUUCAAACAAAAAAGUAUAGAAGAGAUAUCAACGACCAGUAUUUAAACGUUCCAAAAUAAUAGAGAAAUCGUUAAACGAGUGCACAAAGUAUUUUAUCGAUAGUUAACGAGCAAACGAACCGAUUCCUCGAGCAUUUUCUAAAAAGAAGUCAGCCAAAGAUUUUAUAAGCCCGUAACUUUAAGACUCAUAUUAUUUAAGCUGUAUGUAAAGGACUUUUUAUACUAUUUAUUUCAUAGUGAGCAAAAGAAGAUAUUGUGAUUAGGGUAGUGUAAACCGGUGUGCCGUAUAGUCGUAACAUAAGUGCUAUUUAGAUUUAGAGUGAACUGAAGCCAGAAAGUACAAAUUAUCAAGUUCCGAUCGUUCAGUACAACAUAGACUUAGUGUAGAGCUUAUUUUUGUAUGUGUUAUUGUUUUGGCACGCGAAAAAGUGACGCGAUGCGGUCUCGCCGAGCGAACACGUCAUGAGCGAAGCGCUCCGGAGCCAGGCGGGCGCGGAUAGCGCGCACUUGCCGCCUUUCUCAACGUUCGGCGAUAUGGCUGACAACGAGCAGAGGAUAUUGACCGCAGACGGCCGGCUGCUGGACCCCGCCUGGGAGUACUACGAGCGCACUGGCGACACCGUCUCCGUCAUUGCCAGCCAGCCGCAGUACCGGCCGUGGGAAUCAAUGCCUAUUACCGUAAACUCGAAAGACGCGAUACUGCGCGCGGGAUUCUCGUCACCCCUUGACUACCAAUCGGUGACGUUGCAGCCUAUACCCAACAAGCUGCCGUCCUUCCAGAGUCAGUUCCAGACGUUUCCAGAGACGACCGUGAUACCGGAGACUGGGCUGCCGAGCGUCACCCCGGUGCCGGUAACGGCGAGCCCCACGCCUAGCGCGAGUCCUAGUCAGUUAACCCAGCUCACGCAGCUCACGACGCCGUCGUCUCCGGCGCAUCUCACUACGUUGGCGCAGGUCACGCCUCUUUCUACAACUCUGACAACAUUAUCCCCUGUGAACGCAACCACAUUCCAUACGCUGACAGCCGUGAAUGCUAGAAGCUAUCCGAUAGUACCGGCACCACUACAAGCGAGGGAGCUGGCGCCGGCAGGGCAGGCUUACAUUGAUGACAGACAUAUACAGCUGUAUCAACCAAAUAUCGCCACGAUCAAUGCUUUUCCCACUCAAAAUGGAAUUCUUCACCAAAAUGGGACACUCCUCCAUCAAAACGGGAGCCUCAUACAGAAUAUUCAAAGCCCAACAGUGGUCCAUGUGUUGAAAAACGAACCGUUCGAUAUGAAGUCGCUACAAGAUAAAUACACGCCAAAUGGACUGCAUCACAGCAAUUUCCAGAAUCCAAUGUUGUUGGACAAUGGAUACGAUAAGAAGUCAAACGGUUUUGGAAGCGCAUCGUCUCCAACGAGAUCAGAUUUCCGAAAGAAGGAGAGACGGAAAAUGCGCGCCAACAGUUCAGAGUCGGACGGUUCCAACAUGGAGGUGGGUUCGGAGAGCAGCGGGCAGGUGGCGGCCGUGUCCUCCACGGCUGGCUUCAAGUCACCCAUGCACGGAGCGCCGCCCAUGAACACCGGGCCCAUGGAGCUCGACGAUAUUUCUAGUGAAAAACAGUAUUUCCCGUCGCAGACAAAGAAGAAGCGGAAACGUUGCGGAGAAUGCAUCGGCUGCCAGCGCAAAGACAACUGCGGCGACUGCGCUCCCUGCCGCAACGACAAGUCACAUCAAAUCUGCAAGCAGAGACGAUGCGAGAAACUCACCGAGAAAAAGCUUAUUUUGGGGCCGGACGGGACGCUGCAGACGGUGAAGAGUGAGUCGCGCCGCGGCCGCGGCAGAGGGCGCUCUACGACCACACCAGUCUUGCAAGACAUCAAGAGCUACAGAGGUCGCAAGCCUCUGGGAGGCAGCGUAGUGCCGGUGCCCGGCGUAGCCGGCCUUAGCCCCGGUGUGCCGGCGGCUGCAUCCCCCGCCCCCGCUCCCCAUACCCCCGCCGCGCCCAGCCCUGCACCCGCAGCCACGCCCGCCAUGAAGCAAGACCAUCCCAGUCAACCCAUGGCUCCGAUGCCAUUUUAUGCCGGGGAUCCUAAUAGGUUCCCAACAACGUGGCAAACAGACCCAUCACAAGGUUGGCAAAAUCAAUUCAUACAGCAAAUUCCCACUCAGACAGGACAAACUACAUUAGAUUACCAAGGAGCCCAUACACCUUAUGCCACGUCUCCUCACUACCAAGCGAACACUACCUACACCGUCCAGAAUGUUGCGACAACCUUUGAUGUCACUAACAACACUUAUUACCAGGCUGGAGUUCAGGCUGUGCCAGCACAAAGACCACCAUCGAAUCGCGGAGCGUACACCCCUGUUCCGUCGCCGAGAGCUCCACAUUAUGCUACGGAGUACCAGCAGCAGUACGCCCAAGCUGCAACUCCUGGUGUUACAAGUGGCAGUGAUUCCCGACCCGCCUCGGCCAUUUCAUACCAAAGCUCAGUUCCGACAACGGCAGCAUCCGUUUAUACUGUCAGUCAACCGAAUUACGAACGCACAGAGUACGCAACAGAACAUGCGGAGGACUAUAACAGCGGUGAUGGCGCAACAGGAGAUUCUAACAAUGACGGAGACAGACAGGAGCAAAAUGGAACAAAUGGACAGCAUUCGGGAAACGCCGAGCCUGGAUACCUGCAGGGGAGCAACGGUCCGCGAGCUUCACUCGACUGUAGCGGGUAUUCGGGCGCCUACAAUAGCGGACAGUACAGGGAAAACAACCAAGCACAAAACCAAAAUGACUGGCAACAACGCCAGUGGCAGCACAACCAAAGAAUUCAAAACCAACAAAUGCAGAACCAACAUCAAAUUCAGAAUCAGCAACAAAUACAAAAUCAGCAGCAAAUGCAAAACCAACAGCAGCUGCAGAAUCAACAGCAAAUGCAAAACCAACAGCAGCUGCAGAAUCAACAGCAAAUGCAAAACCAACAGCAAAUGCAAAAUCAGCAGCAAAUGCAAAGUCAGCCGCAAAUACAGAGUCAGCAGCAGAUGCAGAAUCAGCAACAGAUGCAGAAUCAGCAACAGAUGCAAAAUCAGCAACAGAUGCAAAAUCAACAGCAAAUGCAGAAUCAACAGAUGAACCAACAAUUAAACCAUCAUCAACAAAAUCAACAGCAACAAUUGCAAAAUCAACAAAUUCAAAUGCAGAAUCAACAAAAUCAACAAAUUCAGAAUCAACAAUUACAGCAAUCACGACAAGAUGAGUCUGAACAACAAAUGUUUUCGCAGUCGGACAGGGUAAACUUAAACUCGAGACUGAAAACAAUGAUAUUGAAUAAGCAGAGCCAUACCCGGGACGGUACAAACACACCCCCGGACAAAGGUGAUCCUGGCGAAGGCCCACCUAGAGGGCUUGAUGACCGAAAAGGUGGAAUUUCCACCAAUGACGAUAAAAAUACUACCGGUCAUUUUUUAUCGUAUAGCCACCAUCUCCGAGAUAAUUACCGCAUAGGCGAGCAGGCUUAUUCUGCAGCUGGUAAUUAUUCCCACGGAGCUCAUGCUUAUGGCGUGAGCGAGUUCGGAGGUGGUGGCCACCACGUAUGGGAGGGCGGGACGGAUGUUCCGCGGAGUUAUGACAAAAAUUUUCCAUCAGUUAAUGCAUCCAAAGCACAAAAAUUGCCCUCUUAUUCCGAUAUGAGAGGUCAAUAUAAUGUUUACUCAAAUCUCACAACCACAGUCAAUUCUCAAAAGUAUCCCGAAGUUUUCGGUAAUGACAAUUUAAGUUUUGCGCAACAAGAUAGUAAAGAUUUCCAAUCUAAAAUGCUUAUAGGACCAGUAUCUGAAAUGAACCAACAAACCUCAGCUCGUGAGAUAAGCGCACAAAAAAAGCAUUUUGAAAGAGAAGCUUAUGAUGCAAAAUCCAGGCAUCCUAAUGCGCCUUUAAUUCCUAAGUUAGAAUUCCCUGAUAAUUAUCAGUACAAGAAGGAAGAAAGGAUAAAACCCGAGACGGUAAGAACUUCCUGUCAAAAUACGUACAAAAAGCCAAAUGAGACGAAUUUAACUAAUACUUAUAGAGAGUUUCCUAACGGUUCUUUGGCCAAGGCCAAUCAAAAUACUGUGCUUCCCCCAAUAUCUACCAUAAAACAAGAAAAUUUUGGCCCAAAACAACAAGCCUAUCAGAACUUCCAGAAUUAUGGAUUUGAACGUAGGCAAGAAAAUCAUGAAAAUUUUGUUCAAAGUCCUCGCGUCCAAGAAAAUAUAGGUUUUCAAAGAUAUAACAAGAAUUACGAACAAAAGACACAUAAAACAUUUGAAAACCUCGGCAAUUCAGAAAGAAAUAUACCAAUUGAACCCAAACCACCAUUUUACAUUGAGCAAAUCAAAUCAGAACAUUCACCCCCGGGACAUAAAAUAUAUAAAAACAUUAAUUAUGGACCUCCAAAGAACGAGCCUUAUAUGUUUCCUGGGGAUGGAGGACCAGUGGCUAUCAGGAACGAAGUUGGUUACUCUUGCUGUCGCCAGGGUUCAACUAGAAAACCACCCCCCGAACACUUAAGAGACGGAGCUUGUCCAGGACUACAGACUAAAGAUGAAAUAUUAGAAGACGACCCUGAUUCAACGGAAAAAUCUGAUUCCAAAAAUUCCUCUAAGCCUGGUACGCCUGUACCGGAUAAUACCGCUAAGCCUAAAGAAAAUCAAUUUAAUUAUUCUAAAGAAUAUCUCGACAAUUUGGAAAAACUAAGAAAUAGUUCGAGGACAGAGGUGCCUGAUUGUAACUGUUUCCCGGCUGAUAAAAAUCCUCCUGAACCAGGCAGCUACUACACUCAUUUAGGAGCAGCCUCUAGUUUGGCAGAAUUAAGAAAAGAGUUAGAAACGCGGACAGGACUAUCUGGAAAAGAACUGAGGAUUGAAAAGAUCUGCUACACUGGCAAAGAGGGCAAAACUGCUCAAGGAUGCCCGAUGGCAAAGUGGAUAAUCAGACGUGCCAACUACACGGAGAAAGUUCUAGUGGUGGUGAAGUGCCGCAACGGGCACAAGUGCACCUCCGCGUGGAUCGUGGUGUGCCUGGUUGCGUGGGACGGCAUCCCGCAGUCAGAGGCUGACCUCGACUAUACACUGCUCUCACACAAACUAAACCGGUACGGCCUGCCAACCACACGGCGCUGUGCCACCAAUGAAAACAGAACCUGCGCCUGUCAAGGGCUGGACCCAGAGACUUGCGGCGCUUCAUACAGUUUUGGUUGUUCAUGGUCGAUGUACUACAAUGGCUGCAAAUACGCAAGAUCCAAGACCGUGCGCAAAUUUCGUCUGUCUGUCAAAACCGAGGAGGCGGAAAUAGAGGAGAGAAUGAAUGUUCUCGCUACUCUACUGAGUCCACUUUACAUGAACCUCGCUCCCAAGUCAUUCGAGAAUCAGUGCCAAUUUGAAAAAGAAGCUUCCGACUGCCGCCUGGGAUUUAAGCCUGGACGACCAUUUUCCGGAGUGACAGCAUGCAUAGACUUCUGCGCGCACGCGCAUCGCGACCUGCACAACAUGCACAACGGGUGCACGGCGGUGGUGACGUUGGCGCGACACCGCGGGCCGGCGCGCGCAGAGCAUGAGCAGCUGCAUGUGCUGCCGCUUUACGUGCUUGACAACACCGACGAGUUCGGCUCCGUCGACGGACAAGAGGACAAAGUGCGCAGUGGAGCGCUGCAGAUACUUGACAAAUUUCCAAUGGAAGUGAGAGUCCGAUCCGUGCCAUUACAACCGUGUAGACGUCACGGUAAAAAACGAAAGGAUGAAGAAAGUUCAGACAACGCUAACUCUACCGCGAACACCGCGACCCAGCAGAAUUCUAACAACCAGAAGAAGCAACAGCAGAACACUGCUACACCGAGGACGCCACAACCAAACGAUAACAGAAAUAACGCAAGUCCUAAAACCCAAAGCAGCGCAUCGCCCCGAGCCAACACUCCGGCUAUGAACCAACCAAAUCCACCUUUCACUAAUAACUCGCCAUAUAACUCAGCAUUUGUAAAUCCAAAUAUGCAUAACAAUUCCUCCGGUCUUAUCAACCCUAAUUUAUCAAAUCCUGCGUUGUUAGACAUGGCGUCGAUGAUCGACAAUUUUACUGAUGCCCAAUUACAAAGUAAUCAAAUCUCUAGUACAGUUCUAGACUCUCCUUACAAUCCCUAUGAUCAAAGCUAUAAUUUACAUCACCAGAACAGCAUGUACAAUCCAAAUAAUGUGUCACCCCUAAUAGAAAAUACUUGUCAGAACCCUAACCCCAAUCAACUGCCGAGUUUUGCCUCUGGCUUGCAGAAAAGAGACCAACCAUUCAAUACCAAUCAAGAACAAAUCCCACCAGCGAAUCAAUGGCCUGAUUUUGCUAAUGCAGAAAUGUUUAAUAACGUAGUAAAAGAGGAUCCCGAUUCGACCACGGCACAUCUCAACGGUCCCGCUAACAAUUUUAGUCCCGACUCAAAUAGAAGUGAAACUAAUUCAGAUCAAAUGUCACAGAAAAAUACAUCGGAAAACGAUAAACAAAGUCUCAUAGGCGAUAUUACAAACAAAAUGCCAGAAUUCGAUAUGCCCAACUCGCCGCGCCUGACGGAGAUAUCACAGAAGUCACAAAGUACUCCAGCAUCUCCUGCUCCUUCACAGAUCUCAGAAUUAAAGUCGCCAAGCAAUGACACAUUAAUUUCGCCCGAUGCUAGAAAAAGUGUUUGGAAAUCACCAGAUUCUAAAAACUGGGAUCCCUUGAAACCAAAAGAAGCAGCUAAUGCUGAAAAUGACAAUUCUUUAUUUAGGGUACCAAAAGCAAGACCGCCAUCGCGAUCCCAGCUGGUCAACCCUUUGGCUGGCGUAGAAAAUACAACGUUCUUAAAGCCAUAUCCACCAUCAGAUAAACCUCAUUUUAGCCAAGGUUAUGAACAUAGAAGUCCAUAUGAUAACAGAACCAAUACAAUAUCCCAGCCGCCAACAUCGCAAGGAAAUUUCACUAUUAACCACGAAGACAUGAAUCAAAGUAUGGGAGUAUCAAAUAAACCCGUACAAGAGUUUGCUGGGAACUUCCAUCCUGUAAGUCAGAAUAAUUUUGGAAACCAAACUUCCGUGCCGUACAGUAACUACCCACAGAUGACAAAUGCGUAUCCAUUUCCACCAAGCCCGUAUGGUCAUUUUAAUCCAUACGAAAAUUCUUAUAACGAUUACAACAGUCUAGCAUAUUACAAUGCUGAAAAAUAUAAAAGGGAAGAAUUGAUCAGAAAUUCUCAUUGUUAUAACUCCUACGGUUAUCAAUAUAACCCUAAUUUUACUCCCAAUUUUUAUCAGAACCCAAGUCCAAAUUGGUGUCAGUCUUCGCCUAAUUGGUGCUUGUACCCGCCUCCUUUUUCUAUUCCGUAUCCACCAGAACCACCAAAAGCUGAGCCUAUCGGAGAAGUAACAGAAGUAUCCGACAAUCUGGAAUGUUUUAAAGAUAGUCAGAUGGGCGGCGUGGCCAUUGCUUUAGGUCAUGGGAGCGUACUGUUUGAAUGUGCGAAACACGAAAUGCACUCGACGACAGCUGUAAAAAGUCCUAACAGAGUAAAUCCGACUAGAAUAUCGUUGGUCUUUUAUCAGCAUAGAAAUCUGAAUAGACCCAAGCAUGGUCUUGAAGAAUGGGAAGAAAAAAUGAGGUUGAAGAAGCUUGGUUUAAAUCCUGCAACACCAGGAACGCCGGGACCGAAUUCUAAUUCCGCUUCGCCAGCGUCUACACCGGGACCCGAGCAAAGGCAAACGCCGGGCCCGGAGAAAUGGAAGAACAAUGAGGAUGCUAUUCCUGGAGGAUACAGUUCCUUGGCAGCGCUCGUAGAAGCGACUAACGCUGUGAAGAAAAGCGGACAGAUCAUGCUACGUACUGAUACUCACACCACAAUGUCAUGGACGACACUAUUUCCAAUGCACCCUUGCACUGUAACGGGCCCCUACCAAGAAUCGGCCACCUGACGCAGGCCGCGUCACGUCGCAACAUAGCUGUGUUGUCGACCGCGCCUCUAGGUUUCUACCGAAGCCAUCACAAUUCGUUUGAGUCGACCGAAUUCAUCCCAAGUGUUGCUUAAACGAAUAUAAUAAAGCCACUGACUACUUAUGAUAUUAUACUGAUGAUAAUUGGAAAUUUAUCUCUAUGGAUAAGAAUAUAAAAGAUGCAAUGAUCACGUUGUAAAAUGAUGUAUUACUAAGUGGUUAUUAUUGAAACUUUUAAAUUAUACUUUUUUAUUGUCGCGUAAAGAGCUGGUCCUGCGAGCUUCUUAUUACAUUUAUAUUGGAAUUGACUACCGAUUUACAUUAUAAGUUUUCGACGAAUCGAGUGAGUUUUAAUCAAAGAUGUUAUUUAAGUUUUAAUUUAGUAGUUUUUAUCGCAUUUCAACUAGUCUUACGUUACUACGCUAGUAUCUAUUGUAUGAGAUAAGCGACCGUAUCCAUGUAGUUCUUUUGUUUGUAUAUUCAUGUGCUAUUUAAUUUUACCAAUAUCGAGUCGACCUCCAUGGAUAUAUACAAAAACAUUUUGUAUAAAAUAGAUGCAUUGUAUGUUUAUUCUGGAUAUUUUAUCGUGUUUUCUAAUUAAGCGCAUUAUGAAUAAAUAUUUAGUGCGAUGCAAUGAUCUCAUAAACUACUAACACUACAUGUAUACCUUGUUCAGAGCAAAAGUACAAAACAUCAUGUUUUGUGGGAAAGAGAGGCCCCAACCCGCCGGUGACGGCCGGACACCGCGGUGUCUAUUUUUGUACCUUUGUUUGUUUAUUUAUUAUUUUACAUUAUUGUGAAACCAUUCCUCUAUUUGGAGUUUGUUUUGGCAUAUUAUUUUAAAUUUAAUGAUACAAGUAAAAUCAUAGCGGAAACGCUAAAUGCAUUUUACAACACACGUAAUUGAGUGCUUUUCUAUUAGGUUUAAGAUGUGUGUAUUUUUAACUUUUUAGAAUAUUUAACUUAUUUAUAUUGUAUUACGUGAACCUUUAUGAAAUGAUUUUCUUUGUAAUAAUUUAGUGUUACGGUAGAUUUUAAUAAUUAAUAUAUUUGCUUUAUGACUCGACAUUUAAGUUGUAUUGACAUGUUCAAGCCUUCUUUACUUUCCUCCAGUGCCUGCGCUGCCGCCAGCGCCAUCUGUUGACGUGAAUAUACAAACUGUUAAAUUGUGUCCUUAGUUCAUAAUCGUGUGUGCAUUUUAUGAAAACAUCCUUAUUGUUUAGUCACUAAUAAUUUUAAUGAAAUUAUGUUCAAUAAUUUAAAGAAAAAUAUGAAAUAAAAAAAUACAAUUAUAAUAUAAGUAUUGCGUAAAACAGGCGCUUGGAAAGAUUAUAAAGUAGGCAUAUUAUUGAAAAAUGAAUGAAAUCAUACUGACGAAUAGUUAUUAAUAUAUAAUUAGGCUAAGAGAAGUUUGUUUUAAAGAUUAAACUAUUGAUAUAGUUUAUAUUUUUUACGUGUACGUAUUUAUUGAAUGGUAAAUUUAUUGGGACGAAUGUGAAAUUAUUUAUAGGUGAAGUUUUCAGAGCAAAACUUUUAAAAACUAAGCAAUAAUAGACGUCGGGUCUAUGUACAUUAUUAUGUAGGAGUUGAAUAAAAAAAAA
Molecule: messenger RNA, 10013 nt
Organism: Papilio xuthus (Asian swallowtail)
Lineage: Eukaryota; Metazoa; Arthropoda; Insecta; Lepidoptera; Papilionidae
Gene: Tet
Product: Ten-Eleven Translocation (TET) family protein
Exons: 13
Coding region: 919-8394 (2491 amino acids)
Biological process (GO): positive regulation of transcription by RNA polymerase II; chromosomal 5-methylcytosine DNA demethylation, oxidation pathway
Cellular component (GO): nucleus
Molecular function (GO): DNA 5-methylcytosine dioxygenase activity; DNA binding; zinc ion binding
Source: RefSeq, a predicted model, not a curated record